UAAAAGCAAUAAAAAACAAAAAUGGCGUUUACUCCGAAGAUCAUCACAUGCCUCAUUGUCCUUACGAUCUACAUGGCAUCCCCAACAGAGUCAACCAUCCAGUGUGGGACAGUGACGAGCACACUGGCACAGUGCCUGACCUACUUGACCAACAGUGGUCCAUUGCCAUCACAAUGCUGCGUGGGAGUCAAGUCAUUGUACCAAUUGGCUCAGACCACACCGGACCGUAAACAAGUAUGUGAGUGCCUUAAACUAGCGGGUAAAGAAAUCAAGGGCCUCAACACCGACCUUGUGGCCGCACUUCCUACCACUUGUGGUGUUUCAAUUCCCUACCCCAUCAGUUUUAGCACCAAUUGCGACAGUAUAUCGACUGCCGUGUGAAAGAGGCUAGUGAUCAGAUGUACGACUAAUCAAACUUGCCAGCUUUUAACCUAAUUAAAUAAAAGUAUUCUGCUUAUAUUUCCCAUUUUAUGAUUUUAUCUUCUUAUCUAUGUAACCACACGAUUUCAUAUGCUAAUAAUGACAACGGAUCUUUCUCUCUCUCAUUCUCUCAUGUUUCUUGAUAAUGAAGAAAGCAAAACCAACUCGGC
Messenger RNA from Arabidopsis thaliana (thale cress), 590 nucleotides. RefSeq names its product lipid transfer protein 12 (gene LTP12). Bases 22 to 381 code for a protein of 119 amino acids. Gene Ontology annotation, molecular function: lipid binding. The record is from RefSeq and is marked reviewed. Gene Ontology annotation, biological process: lipid transport. Lineage: Eukaryota; Viridiplantae; Streptophyta; Magnoliopsida; Brassicales; Brassicaceae. The transcript is spliced from 2 exons.